Postia placenta MAD-698-R-SB12 is the source of this 1683-nucleotide messenger RNA. RefSeq lists its product as hypothetical. The coding region runs from base 1 to 1575 and encodes 524 amino acids. The transcript has 10 exons. Gene Ontology annotation, cellular component: cytosol; chaperonin-containing T-complex. Gene Ontology annotation, biological process: protein folding. Gene Ontology annotation, molecular function: ATP hydrolysis activity; ATP binding; ATP-dependent protein folding chaperone. The record is from RefSeq and is a predicted model, not a curated record. NCBI's taxonomy places the organism in Eukaryota, Fungi, Basidiomycota, Agaricomycetes, Polyporales, Adustoporiaceae.
AUGUCGAUGAAUAUCUUUGGUAACGAGGCAACGGAAGAGAAGGCGGAAAAUGCGCGUCUCUCAUCCUUCGUCGGUGCUCUAGCCCUCGGCGACCUCGUCAAGUCGACUCUAGGUCCUAAGGGCAUGAACAAGAUCCUCCAGUCCGCGUCCUCCGGCGAUAUCAACGUCACAAAUGAUGGCGCAACGAUCCUGAAGGCGAUCCAACUGGACAACGCUGCGGCGAAAAUCCUAGUGAACAUCUCGAAGGUGCAGGACGAUGAGGUUGGCGACGGGACGACGAGUGUAUGCGUGCUCGCGGCGGAGCUACUGCGUGAGGCGGAGAAACUGAUCGCGAUGAGGAUCCACCCGCAAACAAUCGUUGAGGGGUACCGUAUUGCGAGCGCCGCGGCGUUGAAGGCACUGGAGAAGGCGGCGGUCGACCAUAGUACGGACCCUGCUCAGUUCAGACAAGAUCUCUUCAAUAUUGCGCGAACAACGCUCUCGUCAAAAGUCCUCUCACAGGACAAGGAGUAUUUUGCGAAUCUUGCUGUCGAUGCUGUCCUCCGAUUGAAGGGCUCGACCGACUUGGAUCACAUUCAAAUCAUCAAGAAGGUUGGCGAAAAGCUCACGGAUUCGUAUCUCGACGAAGGAUUCAUUCUGGACAAGACGAUCGGUAUCAAUUGUCCAAAACGCCUAGAGAAUGCGAAGAUUCUCAUUGCGAACACGUCGAUGGACACGGACAAGAUCAAGAUCUUCGGAGCGCGUGUGAAGGUGGACAGCACUGGAAAGUUGGCAGAACUCGAGCGUGCGGAACGAGAAAAAAUGAAGGCGAAGGUGGAAGCUAUUGCCUCACACGGUAUCAACUGCUUCGUGAACCGUCAACUCAUCUAUAACUAUCCUGAAAACCUACUCGCCGACAAGGGCAUUGUCACAAUUGAGCAUGCUGACUUCGAAGGCGUGGAGCGACUAUCACUUGUCACUGGCGGUGAGAUCGCGAGUACGUUCGACCGACCAGACCUCGUCAAACUUGGACGCUGCGACUUGAUCGAGGAGAUCAUGAUCGGCGAGGAUAAGCUGAUCAAAUUCUCUGGCGUCGCUGCGGGUGAGGCAUGUACUGUCGUCCUGCGUGGAUCAACUUCGCAGAUGGUCGACGAAGCCGAGCGCUCGCUGCACGACGCGCUCUCGGUCCUUUCGCAAACCGUGAAGGAGACACGAGUGGUACUGGGUGGCGGCUGCGCGGAGAUGCUCAUGAGCUGUGCGGUGGAGGAGGAGGCGCGGAAGAUCACGGGCAAGAAGGCCAUCGCAGCGGAGGCGUUCAGCAGAGCGCUGAGACAGAUUCCGACCAUCCUAGCAGACAAUGCAGGGUAUGACUCGUCGGAUCUCGUGUCGAAACUUCGAGCGGCACACUAUGAGGGCCAUUCGGACGCCGGCCUCGACAUGAACGAGGGCGCGAUUGGAUCCAUGCACAAGCUUGGCGUCACCGAGAGCUACAAGCUGAAACGCCAAGUAGUUCUCAGUGCGAGUGAGGCUGCAGAGAUGAUUCUCCGUGUCGAUGACAUCCUGCGCGCGACACCACGAAGACGGGAGGCGGUAUAGAAGACAGACGUUUUAGAAUACGACACAGCCAAAAUUUGUAUUGCCUACGAUUUCUGUCCCUACUAUGGGCCGACUGACCGCACUUGCUGCAGUGCACGUAUCAUAUCA